AUGGGGGUUACAGAGAUAAUAAGCAUUAAAGAUGGGAAUAUAAAAAUGCUUAAAGAUGCUCUAGUCAAGGAAGGCGGAAUACCAAAGGAGAGUUUCACUACUUAUGAAAUUCUAAGUGCUUGCAUAUGGAAAUCAAGAUCUCGAGCCCUAAACCUAGACCUUGACAAGAUCACUGUCCUUUGUAUAGUUGUGGGAAUCCGACAUGUUCUUGAUCCGCCACUUCCAGAGGGCUACGACAGAAACUCAGUUAUAGACGUGUACAUCGAGUUAACCACGAGGGAGCUCCAUGAAUCAUCAAUCUCUGACAUUGCCAAACUGGUGAAGAAAGCUAAGAAAAAAGCUUAUGACAAGAGCUAUGUCGAGGAGGUGCUAAGAAACAUAGAGAGGAUGAUUAAGGAGGAUGUGAAAUUCGACGAGGUAAUCGAUAGAUUAUUAUUCAUGACCGAUAUGAGAAACCUCGCGGUGUUUGGAUCGAUGGAUUUUGGUUGGAGAGAGCCUGUGAACAUAAGGGGUCUUAUGUUUCAAGAAAGCGACAAGAACAUGGGGAUGAUAUUAGGACCAUCCAAAGUGGGUCCAUCAACGGAAGGUGGGGUUAGAGUGGUAAUGACACUGCCGAGAGAUGCAAUGGUUAACCUCAGGCAAGAACUAGAUGCAUUGAUGUAUCUUCGUACUCGCUUUUGA
Raphanus sativus (radish) is the source of this 681-nucleotide messenger RNA. Its product is annotated as spermidine coumaroyl-CoA acyltransferase-like. The record is from RefSeq and is a predicted model, not a curated record. The coding region runs from base 1 to 681 and encodes 226 amino acids. Lineage: Eukaryota; Viridiplantae; Streptophyta; Magnoliopsida; Brassicales; Brassicaceae. The transcript is spliced from 2 exons.